AUGGCGGCAGAACAGCGCAAGCUGCUGGAGCAGCUCAUGGGAGAUCAGUUCUCCACCUCUGCCUCAGCUCGUAACGCAAAUCUCACUCUCACCGACCCGAAAGUAUGCCGUUCAUACCUGGUCGGCACCUGCCCGCACGACCUUUUCACCAACACAAAGCAAGACCUAGGUCCAUGCCCGAAAGUCCACUCGGAAAAUCUCAAGCUCGAAUACGAUGCAAUACCCGCUGCGGAGAGGAGCAGCAAAUAUGGUUUCGAGUAUGACUACAUGCGAGACAUGCAAAAGUACAUCGAUGAGUGCAACCGGAGGAUAGAUGCCGCGCAGAGGAGACUGGAAAAGACGCCGGACGAGAUCAGGCAAACGAAUGCGCUGCUAAAGACUAUCUCUGAUCUCUCCAAGACUAUCAACACAGGCUUGUUGGAGGUUUCGAUAUUGGGAGAGACGGGUUCAGUGGGUCUCGCAAGCACAGAAUUCCAUAAAGUGCGCGUGGCGAAGCAAGCCAGAGAGCAAGCCGAACGGGACUUGAAGGCCCUGAGUGACACGUCUGGGCCGAGUGGACAUCAGAAAUUGCAGGUAUGCGAUGUUUGCGGAGCAUAUCUGUCAAGGCUGGACAAUGACAGGCGGUUGGCGGAUCAUUUCUAUGGCAAGAUGCACCUGGGUUAUGCCCAAAUGAGGAAGACAUAUGAAUCGCUGCAGAAGGAAUUGAAAGGACGGCCCCCUCCAGUGAGGCCGGAGGACAAUGCUGCUGGCGGACCCCGUGGUAGCUUCGAUGACGGACCGGGCUAUGGUGAUGGCGGCUGGGGAGGGAGAGGUGGGUUUGGUGGAAGGGGAGGAUUCAGAGGCGGAGGAGGCUUUAGAGGUAGAGGUAGGGGCGGAGGUGGUUAUGGUAGGUGGUGA
Molecule: messenger RNA, 897 nt
Organism: Endocarpon pusillum Z07020
Lineage: Eukaryota; Fungi; Ascomycota; Eurotiomycetes; Verrucariales; Verrucariaceae
Exons: 1
Coding region: 1-897 (298 amino acids)
Biological process (GO): mRNA splice site recognition
Cellular component (GO): U1 snRNP; U2-type prespliceosome
Molecular function (GO): mRNA binding
Source: RefSeq, a predicted model, not a curated record